Molecule: messenger RNA, 1557 nt
Organism: Ophidiomyces ophidiicola
Lineage: Eukaryota; Fungi; Ascomycota; Eurotiomycetes; Onygenales; Onygenaceae
Gene: PRI1
Product: p48 polypeptide of DNA primase
Exons: 3
Coding region: 1-1557 (518 amino acids)
Biological process (GO): DNA replication, synthesis of primer
Cellular component (GO): alpha DNA polymerase:primase complex
Source: RefSeq, a predicted model, not a curated record
AUGUCUGAGGGCAAUAUUCCGCCCAAUGCCACUUCAGAUGCUCUGCCUAAGCUAGCGAAGGAUACUACUCAAGCAGAGAAUGAAACCGCAGCGGAAACGAACGGUGCCAACUUGGAGGAUAUUUUGUUUAAUGACGACGAUGACGAUGAUGAAUACCCCUUUUCCAGCGCAGCAGACGCAAAUGCGCAAAGCUCUCAGCCGGAAAACACGCAGUAUGGUCUCCUGCCCAGCUUUGCGAAGUGGUGCGCUGAUAGGGACCGCUUAUUCCCUUUCAAAUACCUCUAUCAAUGGCUUAAUCAUGGCGUCAAACCAUCCGUCGACUUUGGAAACCGAGAAUUCGCAUUCACCCUACAGAACGAUGCAUAUCUUCGCUAUCAGUCUUUUCCAGCCGCUGAAGGCCUCCGAAAAGAGAUUAUACGUCUCAAUCCAUCUCGUUUUGAAAUUGGCCCGGUUUACAGCACCAACCCACGCGAUCGCAAAUCCCUCCCAAAAUCCAGUGCUUUUAAUUUUAAACCCGUUUCCAAAGAAUUAGUGUUCGAUAUCGAUUUGACCGAUUACGAUGAUAUUCGAACCUGCUGUGAAAAGGCGAACAUUUGCCCCAAGUGCUGGGCCUUUGUGACCAUGGCGAUUAAGGUGAUCGACAGUGCUCUCCGGGAAGACUUCGCCUUCGAACAUAUACUCUGGGUCUACUCUGGUCGGCGUGGCGCGCAUGCAUGGGUAUGCGAUCAAAGCGCUAGGGAUCUACCUGAUGACCGGAGGAAAGCCAUCGCUGGAUAUCUCGAACUCGUUCGAGGCGGUUCUCAGAGUGGGAAGAGGGUGAAUCUCAAACGGCCACUUCACCCACAUAUUAAUCGCAGUUUAGAUAUCCUUCGGCCAUAUUUUAGCUCCACGAUAUUAAACGAUCAAGACACGUUUGCUUCCUGGGAUCAAACAACCCGUCUUCUUCAACUCAUCCCCGACAAAUCCCUUAAAAACUCUCUACAGAAAAAAUGGGAAUCUGCUCUUUCUCGUGAUAGUACCCUAAAAUGGUCGGAUAUCGACGCUGUGGCUAAAACUUCUGGCAGCCGUGGCCUAGAUACCAAGGCCUUACUCGAAGCAAAGCAGGACAUUGUCUUGGAAUACACAUACCCUCGUCUUGAUGCAGAAGUUAGCAAGAAGCUAAUCCAUUUGCUCAAAUCGCCUUUCGUUGUCCAUCCAGGUACCGGGCGGGUCUGUGUGCCAAUCGACAUCGGCAAAGUCGAUCAGUUCAAUCCGCUGGAUGUACCCACUGUUUCAGAGCUUCUGGACGAAAUUAAUGCUUGGGAUUUGAACCACGCACCUGAACCGGAGACUGCAGGUCAAAAUUCUCCGCCUGCCGCAGAUGGAGAAAAUGGGAACCAUUGUACAAAUGCGAUAGAUCGUGACAAUAAGCAUAAAAAGUUGCAUGACUACGAGAAAACUAGAUUAAAGCCGUUUAUUGAUUACUUUCGGAAAUUCGUUGCCAAUUUGAAUCGGGAUGAACGGGUUUCCAGCAAAAGGGAGAGAGAUGAAGAUGGCAUUGAUGAUAUGGGAUUUUAG